Molecule: messenger RNA, 668 nt
Organism: Manihot esculenta (cassava)
Lineage: Eukaryota; Viridiplantae; Streptophyta; Magnoliopsida; Malpighiales; Euphorbiaceae
Product: peamaclein
Exons: 2
Coding region: 180-446 (88 amino acids)
Source: RefSeq, a predicted model, not a curated record
CCAGAAGACACAUUACAUUCUUAACCUUUCACCUAACCUUUUGGCACUAUAAAUACCACCACCUCCCCCCUCUCCUCCGCCAUCCUCACAUCGGCAACUCUCAUUGCCAUUCACAAGUUCCUUUGACCUUCCAAUAGGCAAGCGGCAACAGUGAAAUCUCAAGCCGAGUAGAGAAGAAAAUGAAGCCGUUCUUUGCAGUUCUUUUGCUGGUCUGUCUUGUUCUUACAUCCUCUUUCUUUGAGCUUACGAUGGCUGGUUCAGAAUUCUGUGACUCGAAGUGUGAGGCGAGAUGUGCAAAGGCCGGAGUUAAAGAUCGGUGCUUGAAGUACUGUGGAAUAUGCUGUGAAAAGUGCAAUUGUGUGCCCUCUGGUACUUAUGGGAACAAGGACGAGUGCCCUUGUUACAGGGACAUGAAGAACUCCAAGGGCAAGCCCAAGUGCCCUUAAAAUUAUUAUUAUGGACCUGUAAUUGCAUAAAAUAAUAUUAAUUCAUAUGGUUUAUAAUUUAUUACUUGGUUGUUGUAGAGAAUAUUAAAAAUAAGUUGGGAUAUUGUUUUUUUUUUUUAAAAAAAAUCCAAGUUGGGAUAUCAAAGAAAUUCAUAAAAUGAUAAGGAUACGUGUGGGCUGUUUUGCAAUUGCGUAAAGCAAAUAUGGAUUGGCUUUUGUUUC